AUGAGCACAGACCUGGAGCGCCUGUCCCUGAACUCCUCCUCGGGUAACUCCGUGGCGUCCAGUGUGCGCUCCUUGUCCGCCAACGUGAAGAAGCUGCACAACGCGCUGAACCUGCUGCUCAGCGACUUCGAGAGAGAGCAGUUCAUCCACUGUCUAAACGUGUACCACUCCAAACGCAAUGUCUACGAUCUGGUCCAGACGCUCAAACUCAUACUCAACGUCCCGAGCAAGCGUCAGCUUCUGCCCAUGUUGCGGCUGGUCAUCCCGCGCUCGGAUCAGCUGCUGUUCGAUCAGUACACCUCAGAGGGGCUCUACUUAAAAUCCGACCCACUUACGCGAAAUGGUGACCCGGACGGUGCCCAUGAAGCUGCUAAUUCGAGUCCGACGCACGGGGCUCAUUUCUCGGGCCAUUCCGCGUCUCAAGCCGCUCUGCGCGGGUCCCCUGACAAUAUCAGCACCAGCAGCGAUGGGACAGCGACUCUUGUUUCUCUAAUGGGCAGCAAUUUCUUACCGGAGCCCCCAGGAGAGAUCCGACAGGUUACCCUCAAGCGUCACAAAAGCAACGAGGGUUUGGGAUUUAGCAUCCGCGGAGGCUCUGAACAUGGAGUUGGGAUAUAUGUGUCACUGGUGGAAUCCGGUUCACUGGCUGAAAAAGAGGGUUUGAGAACUGGAGAUCAGAUAUUGAAAGUAAAUGACAAAGUGUUCGACCGCGUAACGCACGCAGAGGCAGUUAAAGUCCUGAAGGGCAGUAAAAAGCUUUCCAUGUCAGUCCAGUCUGUGGGCCGGAUCCCAGGCGGUUAUGUCACAAAUCAUGUCUACACCUGGGUGGAUCCGCAGGGCCGCAGUGUGUCCCCGCCCCCUGACCUUUUGGUAGAGCAUCGCAGUGCCACCCUGCGCAGAUCCAACAGUCAGGGCCGCAGUCACAUGCAGCUUCUGCAGGAUGGCGAUGAGAAAAAGGUGAAUUUGGUGCUGGAUGACGGGCGUUCUCUGGGCCUCAUGAUUCGCGGGGGAGCUGAAUACUCUCUGGGCAUCUACAUCACGGGCGUGGAUCGGGGGUCUGCAGCCAAGUGUGGGGGACUGAAGGUUGGGGAUCAGAUCCUGGAGGUGAACGGGCGGAGUUUCCUCAGCAUCCCGCAUGACGAGGCUGUACGAGUGCUAAAGUCUUCACACCACCUCAUGAUGACGGUAAAAGAUGUCGGGCGACUGCCACACGCCCGAACCGUAGUUGGCGAGACCAAGUGGAUUGCCAGCUCACAGAUCACAGAGAGCUCGGCUAGCAGCAGUGUUACAGGCCUCUCUCUGGAGCAGGGAGCAUCAGCAUCAGGAAAGGCUGGUUUUUAUAAAGGUGUAGCCGGUUCUCAGGUGACUCUGUCCAGUUUGGUGAACCAGAGCAGGGCCAUGAUGGAGGAACAUGCCAGACACCUGCUGACCGAGCCAGAGAGGCAGACCAUGGGUUACUACAUCCAGGAGUAUCGCGAUGGCCACAUCGGUGUUGAGCAGCUCGUCAUGGCCCUCUUUGAGCUGCUCAAUACACAUGCCAAGUUCUCUCUACUUUCAGAGGUCAGGGGGCUGGUGACCCCUCAGGACGUGGAGAGAUUUGACGGGCUGGUGCUGAGACGAGAAAUUGAAGCCCUGAAGGCCAGACAGGGAGGCGAAACUGGGUUUCAAGACUCCUUUUCAAUGGUGUCAUACCCAGACACACUGGCCUCCUCCUCAGCCAGCUACAUGACCAACACCACCCUCAGCUCUGCACGGGAAAGACUACUCUGGCUGAUAGAUAUGAUGGAGAACGACGGUAUGGCAGAGAACAACGGGGAACAGUCUCUGGAGCAUAGCAAUGCCCUGCCAGACGUCUCGCUGGAUGAGGUACAUGCCACCUCAGAUUCCCCUCCUUCCUUUAAACCUCCUCCUCCCCCAGGGCUUCAGCGCCACCCCAGUCGAAAGACCACACUUAGUAAACGUCCCUCUACCAGCUCCUCUCAAUCAGGCUUGUACUUCACCGCUCCUUCCCGUAUUUCCACCAAAGAACACAAACAGUCCAAAAUGCCCAAACCUUACAGCUCUCUACCCAACAGCCCACAGAUAGCAGUCCCGGCACCUCAGCUGUCAGUUGUGAGCCAGCACUCUAUCGGGCCUUUCCCUCGCGUUCAGAGCCCCAGCAAAGUGAAGCCCAAUAUCCAGUCAACCUCCCCGGUUCCUCCACCCGCCCCAGCUGUUCCUGCACCCCCUGCCCCGCCUCCGCUCCCUUGCCCAGAUAAGCCCUCCUCUUCCUCCCCAGCAUCCAAUCAGCACUUUGUCAUGGUGGAAGUACACAGGCCUAAUGCAGAACCUGAUGUGAAUGAGGUGCGACCACUGCCUCAAGCUCGAGGAGGGACAUUGUCCCAGCUCUCAGAUAGCGGACAGACCCUUAGCGAGGACAGUGGAGUGGACAUAGCAGAGUCUGGACGUCACAGUAAGGAUAGCAGCCCUCGUCCCGCUCGCACCAGAGCCCCACGGGAGGGGCACGGAAGCGGAGAGGUGUCUGCCAAACCGCCUGGUCUGUUGGAGCCGACAUCCACUCUAGUGAGAGUGGCAAAAAGCACCAGUACUCUGGGUAUCGCAAUAGAAGGUGGGGCAAAUACACGGCAGCCCCUCCCACGCAUUGUUACCAUACAGAGAGGUGGCUCAGCCCAUAACUGUGGACAGCUAAAGGUGGGUCAGGUAAUCUUAGAGGUGAAUGGUGUGUCUCUCCGAGGAAAGGAACAUCGGGAAGCUGCUCGUCUCAUCGCAGAAGCCUUUAAAACCAAAGAGAAGGACUACAUUGACUUCUUGAUCACAGAGUUUAAUGUGGCUCUAUAGGACCGUACAGGUCCCAUGUUGCUCCUCUGGGGCAGAUUGUGUUGGAUAAAAAAAAGAGCACUGGGACAUACUGACAUGUCUUGCCAUGGUUAACCUCCAGAAUCCUGUUACAUGGUACACUUGAUCUCAUCUUUCUCUGUGAUGUUUGAAAGCAGACACUGUU
Messenger RNA from Xyrauchen texanus (razorback sucker), 3001 nucleotides. Its product is annotated as whirlin-like. NCBI's taxonomy places the organism in Eukaryota, Metazoa, Chordata, Actinopteri, Cypriniformes, Catostomidae. Gene Ontology annotation, cellular component: plasma membrane; stereocilia ankle link complex; stereocilium tip. Gene Ontology annotation, molecular function: protein binding. The record is from RefSeq and is a predicted model, not a curated record. Gene Ontology annotation, biological process: sensory perception of sound; auditory receptor cell stereocilium organization. The transcript has 13 exons. Bases 1 to 2838 code for a protein of 945 amino acids.